Messenger RNA from Arabidopsis thaliana (thale cress), 1609 nucleotides. RefSeq names its product magnesium transporter NIPA (DUF803). The transcript is spliced from 7 exons. Gene Ontology annotation, biological process: magnesium ion transmembrane transport; magnesium ion transport. The record is from RefSeq and is marked reviewed. Gene Ontology annotation, molecular function: magnesium ion transmembrane transporter activity. NCBI's taxonomy places the organism in Eukaryota, Viridiplantae, Streptophyta, Magnoliopsida, Brassicales, Brassicaceae. The coding region runs from base 408 to 1415 and encodes 335 amino acids. Gene Ontology annotation, cellular component: early endosome; membrane; plasma membrane.
UUUCUUCUUCUUCUUGUUUUUUCUUUUGGGCUUUAAAGAUUUGUCGAUUUUUUUUCUCCUUUUGAAUUCGAUAUGAUUAUAUUUUCUCUGAAUCUAUUUGUUGGGAAUUUUAAUGUAUUUGUUCUCUGAAUCUAUUCUUGUGUUUUGGUUGAUGAGCUAAUUAUUAAAGUAAUCAGUAGUAAUGAUCAUUUGGAUUUUGUAUGUGGCUUUGCUUAUCUUUUCUCUAUAGUUUAUCAGAAAAAUCAGAUUUAAUUGCCUUUUGAUGUUCUUGUUCUGUUUUGUGUCUCCAGAUGCAAGAAUCUCUUUGAAGUAAUUUGGAAUCUUUCUCCCCAAAUUUUAUUCUGGGAUAGUUUCAUAUUUCUGGCUGAUUCAUCUUACUUAUAUAUAAACAAUUAUAUAUAGCUAAGAUGGAUCAAAUGUCACCUGAUAACAUAAAUGGAGUCAUUUUAGCAGUGUCUUCAAGUAUCUUUAUUGGUUCUAGCUUCAUCAUCAAGAAAAAAGGUCUCAAGAAAGCCGGUGCAAGCGGUGUCCGAGCAGGUGAAGGAGGGUAUGGAUACUUGAAGGAGCCAUGGUGGUGGGCUGGAAUGAUAACAAUGAUUGUUGGGGAAGUAGCUAAUUUUGCAGCCUAUGCAUUUGCACCGGCUAUUUUGGUAACACCUUUGGGAGCUUUAAGUAUUAUAUUCAGCGCAGUGCUCGCGCAUUUUAUUUUGAAAGAGAAAUUGCAUAUGUUUGGGAUACUUGGUUGCAUUCUCUGUGUUGUUGGGUCUACAACUAUAGUCUUACACGCACCACAUGAACAGAAAAUAGAAUCAGUCAAGCAAAUAUGGCAGCUUGCUAUUGAACCAGGUUUCCUUGUGUAUUCUGCUGUGAUUGUGAUUGUGGUGGCUAUACUGAUCUUCUACUAUGAACCGCGCUACGGGAAGACUCAUAUGAUCGUAUAUGUCGGAAUCUGCUCCUUAAUGGGUUCUCUUACUGUUAUGAGUGUCAAAGCUGUGGCGAUUGCGAUUAAACUGACAUUUUCAGGGACGAAUCAGUUUAAAUACUUCAACACUUGGAUUUUCAUUUUAGUAGUUGCAACUUGUUGCAUUUUGCAGAUCAACUACUUGAACAAGGCAUUGGAUACAUUCAACACAGCGGUUAUUUCUCCGGUUUACUACGUUAUGUUCACAACAUUCACAAUCAUAGCUAGUAUGAUCAUGUUCAAGGAUUGGGCUUCUCAGAGUGGAUUAAAGAUUGCAACAGAGUUGUGUGGUUUUGUGACGAUUUUAUCAGGAACUUUUCUGCUUCACAAGACCAAAGAUAUGGGAAACAGUGCAAGUGGUCGUGGUUCUAUCUCAAUGCCUACUAGAGACACUCCUGUCUUCACUAAUUCAGGAUCCGGUCGGAGCUCCAGCUCUGAUAAAGUAGCUUCCUGAUGAUCUAACGGCUCAGAUUCCUUCCUGUUAGGAACCUUUUUUUGGUUUGUUUCCCACAUGAGGAUGUAAUUUUUACGACUAAAUUGACUUAAGAAAACAAGAGUUUAAUUUUUUCUAAGUAGAUGUAUAAUAAUGAUGUGCAUAUAAGUAACCGAACCAAAUCCAGAUUAUUAAUUCUUGAAUUUAAAUAUCCA